Messenger RNA from Fusarium sp. VM40, 2709 nucleotides. The record is from the annotation of a GenBank genome assembly. NCBI's taxonomy places the organism in Eukaryota, Fungi, Ascomycota, Sordariomycetes, Hypocreales, Nectriaceae.
AUGAUGCCUCCCUCUUUGAACACCCACCCUUCCUUUACCCGUCCUCGGACUAGCGACCGCGAUGGCAGGCCCAGCACCCGCGACCAGGGCGCUGAUCAGAACCUCCUGAUCCCCAGCCGAACUUCUUCGCUUCACUCACGCAUCACACAGCCCAUCCCGUCAACCCUCAACAUGAAGCCUCAGCAGCGCACUCCAAAGACCUUGACGCAUGCUUACAUGGUUUGCGGUGUUGGUCGUGAGCCUUCGCAAUGGGUCAAAGCUCCCGCCCCGACCCAAGGAAAGAUUGGCCACAUGAAGGGCGCUGUUGGUCAAUUCUGGCUUCCAGAAAUCCUGGGCAGCAGUCCUCGUCUUGAGCAGGAUAAUGAGAUUGCUCGUGCUCUUCACUCUGCUAUGAGGGCCUGCUUCCCCCAUGAUGUUGAGAUUUGCACUGGCCGCAGCCAGCCUCACUGCGUUCACCAUGCUUUUGUUCUUCAGCAGGAUUCUUCCCACACUCUUUACGGUAUUUCCCUGCGCGUUUGGUCGCGCGCUGACGAAAAGAGGGCUGAGACAAUUCGCGACCUCCGUAAGAGAACCGAGAGCGACUACUACGACAACCCCGAUGAGACCUACUGGAUCCCUUACUGCUUGUCGUUCCUUUCCCGUUACCCUCUCUACAACCUCCUCGGAGAUUAUCUGAGAGGCAUGUGGAUUCACUGGAACAAGGCCACUAACCUUUUCCACGCCGAGGAGGUAUCCCGAAUUCUCAGCUUCCCUGCUCCGCGCCUGAACGACCUGGUGCGCAUCGACAUGAAGGACUACGCGCUUUGCUACCAGUUCCCAUCCUCGCCUACCGGAUUCCAGAACUUCGCCAUGUGGCCUCUCUUCAACUGUCUGUCGAUUCCCAACAUCGUCGGCGUCAUUGAAGCGGCUAUCUCUCCCACCCGUCGCAUCAUCUUCGUCAGUCACUACCCUGCCAUGCUCACCAUGGCUGCCGAGACCGUACGAUACUGCGUACGAGUUUAUGAGUGGAGUGGUCUCUACGUCCCUGUUGUCCACGCCCGGCACGCCAAGGAAUUGGUCCAGGAGCCUGGCCCUUACAUCCUUGGUAUCACCGUCGAGUGCCGCUCUCUUUUCACAGCUCCCACCGACGCUCUGGUCGUUGACCUGGAUCGCAACUUUGUUCUCACCUCUAGCCCUCCCACCGCUCUUAACCCCGGACAGCGCAACAAGUUUGUCACUCGACUGACACAAGCCUUGAACGGUGAUGUCACUCCUUCAGGAGUUCCCCAGCAUCUCCGAUCAGCCUACGGCGGUGGCAAGCUUGUGCCUGCUGGUCAAAUUAUCGUGAUGCGCGGAGAGGUUGAGUCUAUUCAAGAUCCUGAAUGGUGGAACCAAGAUGCCGUCAUGGCCGUUAUGGACCACGUCUGCGAGAAGCUUGGACGCAACACUGGAAUCAAGGCUGUCUUUGGUGGGUCUGUUAAGAAGCCUCUUAUGACCAAGGUUUCAAUGCGCCACCUUAACGAGAUUGUUCGUGAGAGAAACCAGUACUCGCGAGAUGCUCUCGAGGCUUGGCAGGAUUUCAUUAACCUUAAGGGUCGCAUGGACACUGAGCUUAGCAAGGUUAACAAGCGAAACAACUACUUGGUGGAGGAGCUCGAGAGCUGGAAGCAGCAGUUCCUCAAGUUCCAGGCCUUUGCCGAGACACUUACCAAGGAGACUCAAGACCUUAAGGUUAAGAUCGACACACACAAGAGGGAGAACCGUCGCCUGGCUACCCUCAUCGAUCAACAGAAGGAUGAUAACGCUCGUCUUUCCGUGCGCCUUACUGGCACUGAGAAGCAGCGUGAUGACGCUCUCGAAGCUCUGGUUCUCCAACAGGAGAUUGCUGAAGAGCUUGAGCGUGAGCGCAAGAGGAACAAGAAAGAGCUGUCUCAGCUUCAGCACACCAACGUCAACAUUACGCGACAGCGUGAUGAGGCUCGCAGAGUUGUCCUUCACCUUCGCAGCCUCAUUGGUGGCCAGAGCCAUCAUAUGGAGCAUCUCAUUCAGUCUAUCGCCAAGCCAGAUGACUUGGCCCAAGAGAUCGAGGAGGGUUACGAUGAGGUUGAAGAGGAGACACCACAAGCUGCUGAGCCUGGCCGCCUUACUCCCAGCCCUGCUCCCCGAAACAAGCGCUACUCAUCAUCUAGCUUCAAUGAUGUGGCCGACCGCCAUCUCAAGGACAAGACUGAUGCUAUCGCACACAUUGUGCGAAACAUUGCAGAGCAAUGCCAGGCUGCUGUUGAGGGUCUGCAGCUCGCACAUGAUGCCGAACUAGGGAGUUCUAGUAGAAGGAAUUCAAGCCUCUCUACCACCCCGAGCGAUGACGGCCACUCCAACGCUACGUCAGAGACUUGCGACGAUUCCCUCCUUGCGCCGCGGUCCGGGAGGGCGUCCAGUAUCCCUCCCACCCCGGAUCUCAUCCCCAACAGGAGCAGCACAGCAAUGUCCUUUGCCUCUACAGCUACGACUCCGGAGCGGUCGUCCCAGCAGUACCACCUUCGAGACGAAAUCCCCACCAAGAUUGUUGAGGAUGACGAGGAGGACUUCGAGGACGGUCGAAGUGACAACGGAGGCGCCUCACACGAGACAGGAGUCGUUUCUAAGUACCAGCACCACCCCCAGUCCCUGAUGCACAGACAGUCUGGCGCCAGGAUCAGCGCCCUGGGUGUCAGCCGCCGAAAAUCUUAG